AUGUACUCGUACACCGUCCCCCUAACCCUCUUCCUCCUUCCCCACGCCAUCCACACUCUCCUCCACAUCCCCAUCUCCCUCCGCUCCACCACCACCCCCCUCCCUCUCUCCCCCCGCCUCCCCCGCCCCCUCACCCACUCCACAUACCCCACCUUCUUCAUCUUCUCCUCCGCCAUCCUCAUGCACGCCUGGAUGUACACCCCCUCCCUCCUCCCCCGCUCCUACGCCUCCUGGAUUUCCUCCGCCGCCCACCUUCACCCCUCCAUCCUCUCCGUCCUCCGCUCCGCCCGCAUGGGCCGCUGGCUCUACGCCUCCGACCUCCCCCUCCCCGACUCCUCCGUCCUCUCCCCGCUCGCCUCCCGCCUCGCUCUCCCCCCAACCUGGGCCGACCCCGCCAACCUCGACCGCUCCCCCACCGACCCCCGCGGCUUCGGCACCACCAACGGCGGCGCGCAUGGGGUGCGGCGGUUCAUCGCCGGGUGGAGCUUCGCGAUGCGGAUGUAUUUCCCGCUACAACUCGUAAUGGGUUCGCGGCGAUUAUAUCAAUCCCGCGCUCUGUUGCUGAAACGGAGGGCGCUGCGGCAGAAGGUGCGGGUGGUUCUGGGCAUGGUGGUGAGAGCGGCGAUGGGGGCGGCGAGAAGUAGUGUGUUUCUUGGGGCGUUCAUCGCGGGGUUUUAUUAUACGGUGUGUCUUGCGCGGACGCGAGUGGGGCCGCGGGUGUUUUCUAAACACGGGGAUAUCGUGUCGCCGCAGAUGUGGGAUGCGGGGAUGGCGAUCACGGCGGGGUGUUUGGCGUGCGGGUGGAGUAUUUGGUUGGAGCGGAAGGAGCGGAGGGGGGAGUUGGCGUUGUGGGUGUGGCCGCGGGCGGGCGUGUGUCUGACCGGGAGGGUGUAUGAGAAAAAGGACCAAUGGCGCGAACGCCUCGCCUUCGUGAGCAGCGCUGCCAUCGUGCUGGCCGCGGCGCAGGAGCCAGAGAACCUGCUGAAAGGCGUGUUUGGAAAGUUGCUCCGUGGAAUCUACGCAUAG
Eremomyces bilateralis CBS 781.70 is the source of this 1026-nucleotide messenger RNA. RefSeq lists its product as uncharacterized. The coding region runs from base 1 to 1026 and encodes 341 amino acids. The transcript is spliced from 4 exons. The record is from RefSeq and is a predicted model, not a curated record. NCBI's taxonomy places the organism in Eukaryota, Fungi, Ascomycota, Dothideomycetes, Eremomycetales, Eremomycetaceae.